AUGACUAAUCGCAGAUCAACCGAGUUCAGGCCAGCAGGCGUGCACCCGUCCUCAGUUCGCUUCCCAGCGUGGAAGCAGCCCAGAAGAGAAGCCCAGCACGAGGAAGCCCAGACGUACACAUAUGUUGUCAUAUUAUCGUUGUUUUCCAUAUACGUCUUCAGCCUAACCGCACACCUCGCAGAGAGAAGAGACAGAGGAAAAAUGGUGUCGAUGAAGCUGCAGAAGCGGCUCGCCGCUAGCGUGAUGAAGUGCGGCAAGGGCAAGGUCUGGCUUGACCCCAACGAAACCAAUGAAAUCUCACUGGCUAACUCUCGUCAAAACAUCAGGAAGCUUGUGAAGGAUGGGUUCAUUAUCAGGAAGCCCACCAAGAUCCACUCACGAUCCCGAGCCCGCCGAAUGAAGGAGGCCAAGAGAAAGGGACGUCACUCUGGAUAUGGUAAACGCAAGGGUACCAGGGAAGCUAGGUUGCCAACCAAGGUUCUUUGGAUGAGGAGAAUGAGAGUUCUGAGGCGCCUUCUUCGCAAGUACAGAGAGGCCAAGAAGAUUGACAAGCACAUGUACCAUGACAUGUACAUGAAGGUGAAGGGUAAUGUUUUCAAGAACAAGCGUGUUUUGAUGGAGAGCAUCCACAAGUCAAAGGCUGAGAAGGCUAGGGAGAAGACAUUGUCCGACCAGUUUGAGGCUAAGAGGGCAAAGAACAAGGCCAGCAGAGAAAGGAAGAUUGCGAGGAGAGAGGAGCGCCUAGCACAGGGACCUGGAGAGAAGGCAGCAGCAGCAGGUCCUGCACCCACAUCUCAGCCAGCUCAGGGAACUAAGAAGUCUAAGAAGUGA
This is a messenger RNA of Striga hermonthica, 831 nucleotides long. The record is from the annotation of a GenBank genome assembly. Lineage: Eukaryota; Viridiplantae; Streptophyta; Magnoliopsida; Lamiales; Orobanchaceae.